GAUCGGAGAACUGGGACAGAUGCGGAAGCUCCUGGUGCUAGAGCUGUCCAAACUCGCCGUUUCUUGCUCUGCCUCUACUUGGUGGGAUUCUUGGAUUUGUUUGGUGUAAGCAUGGUUGUUCCUUUAUUAAGCCUUCAUGUCAAGUCUCUUGGAGCAAGCCCCACAGUUGCUGGAAUAGUAGGCUCCACUUAUGGCAUUUUGCAACUCUUUUCUAGCACCUUAGUGGGCUGCUGGAGUGACAUGGUUGGAAGACGAUCUUCCUUGCUGGUGUGCAUUCUCUUCAGUGCUCUGGGUUAUCUCAUUCUGGGAGCAGCCACCAAUGUGUUCCUGUUUGCCCUGGCUAGAGUCCCUGUGGGUAUUUUCAAGCAUACACUGUCAAUAUCAAGGGCCCUGCUUUCUGACUUGGUUACAGAGAAAGAACGGCCCCUAGUAAUCGGAAAGUUUAAUACAGCAUCAGGCAUGGGCUUCAUCCUGGGCCCCAUGGUUGGUGGAUAUCUCACUGAACUGGAUGGUGGCUUUUAUGUAACAUCUGUCAUCUGUUUUUCUGUCUUCAUUCUGAAUGCUGGUCUUGUUUGGUUAUUUCCAUGGAGUGAAGUAAAACUGAACACUAGGAAGACCGGCCUGCAGCUGCGUAGCAACCACGCAUUUUCAAGAAAGACGGCACAUCAAGCUCAAGAUGCCCCUGUAGCCCUCGAGACCAGCGCAAGGGAGAGGAAUAUUUGGCGUCCCUGGAUCGAAGUUGCCUCAACCUUACGCGACAUGAAGAGCUUGCUGUUUUCUGAAAUGUGGGACAUAUUUUUAGUGCGCUUGCUCAUGGCCAUGGCAGUCCUGCUGUACCACAGCAAUUUUGUGCUGGCCCUUGAAGAGCGCUUUGGGGUGAGGCCCAGGACGACGGGCUACCUCAUCAGUUACAGCAGCGCCCUAGGGGCCCUGGCCGGCUGCGCCCUGGGGCCCCUCACAAGACUGUACAAGCACAACUCCUACCUGAUCCUGCUGCACUCCAGCCUCCUCACGUUCACGCUGCUGCUGCUCUACGCCGCAGCCCACACCGUGCUCCUCGUUGUUGUCUCCUCCACCCUCUUGUCCUUCUCCACCGCCCUAGGCAGGACGUGUCUCACCGAUGUGCAGCUGACUGUGGGCAAGGCGCGCGCCAGCGGCACGCUCAUCGGCGUGGGGCAGUCCGUGACGGCCGUGGGCCGCAUCAUCGCCCCACUCCUCUCAGGCCUUGUCCAGGAGCUUAGCCCUUGCGGCCCUCCUAGUCUGGGAGCAGCUUUAGCCUUAGUAGCUAUUUUCAUAAUGUCACGAAAGAAACCUCACUAUAAUGGUAACGGGAGUGGUAAACUUAAAAGUGAGUAG
Messenger RNA from Elephantulus edwardii (Cape elephant shrew), 1356 nucleotides. It is a transcript of the gene SLC67A2, whose product is annotated as major facilitator superfamily domain containing 9. The record is from RefSeq and is a predicted model, not a curated record. Gene Ontology annotation, biological process: transmembrane transport. Gene Ontology annotation, molecular function: transmembrane transporter activity. Bases 112 to 1356 code for a protein of 414 amino acids. NCBI's taxonomy places the organism in Eukaryota, Metazoa, Chordata, Mammalia, Macroscelidea, Macroscelididae. The transcript is spliced from 6 exons.